Messenger RNA from Nicotiana tabacum (common tobacco), 1490 nucleotides. The record is from RefSeq and is a predicted model, not a curated record. NCBI's taxonomy places the organism in Eukaryota, Viridiplantae, Streptophyta, Magnoliopsida, Solanales, Solanaceae.
AAAAAAAAAAAAAAAACUUCUGUCAUCAAAUCUUGCAAAUCCCCUCAGUCUCCAAUUUUCUUCAUCAUUUUUUCUUCUUAAUCAAACAUGCACACACUUCCAUCCCCAUAUUCUUUUUUAACAAUUUCAUCUAUACCCACUAAGCCAAAUCCUCAAUUAUGUAGUAAAAAUCCAGUCUUUUUCACACGCACCAAGCCAAAUCCUCAAUUAUGUAGUAAAAAUCCAGUCUUUUUCACACCCACCAAGCCAAAUCCUCAAUUAUGUAUCAUAAAUCCAAUCUUUUUCACUUCUUUGAAGUAUUCAGCAAAAGGGUGUUACUCAAAUUCAAGAUCAACAACUAAAAAACCGAGCAUUUCCUCAGUUUCUUGCCUGAUUAUGGACAAAGAAGCACCACUAGAAGAGGGGUUAAGUGUUGUUGAAAAAAUUCAGAUUUUAGCUUUGGAAUUUAGGUCCUUAUCAGAACCAAUUGAUAGAGUGAAAAGAUUAUUACACUAUGCAAGUAUUCUCCCUCCAUUAAGCGAGUCAGUUAAGGUUCAAGAAAACAGAGUCAUGGGUUGUACAACUCAGGUUUGGUUAGAGGUUAGGAUGGAUAAAAGGGGUUCAAUGAGGUUUAGAGUAGAUAGUGAUUCAGAGAUCACAAAAGGGUUUUGUUCUUGCUUGUUAUGGUUGCUUGAUGGUGCUGAACCAGAGGAGAUUUUAAGUGUUACAGCAGAGGAUUUGGCUGAUAUGAAUGUGGGGUUACCUAAAAAGGGUCGUUCGAGGGUGAAUACUUGGCAUAAUGUGUUGUUCAGUAUGCAGAAUAGGACUCAAGAUUGUGUUCAGGAGAGGAAUAGAGCAGCUUUGUCUUUGGAAGAUUUUCAUUCUUUAAUUAUUAGGCCUCAUGGAAGUUACCUGGAAUCUGAGGACCUGAGACAGGUGCUAUAGUUGGACCUAUGAGCGCGCACCCACGUUGUCCAGAGGCUUAGUGCCUAAAUGCAGCCUUGAAGUCAAAUAAUUGUUUGUCCCAUGGUUGGUUGAAUCUGCUUAAGUUUCAAACAUGUUCUUCUUUUGUUCUCCACUGUGGCAAUUUCCUUCCCAUUGCUAUUCAGAGUUUGGUGUAUGUCUGCAGAUGUUGCAUAGAAUUGAAUUCACUGGGGCAAUAAGGCAGAAUGAUUACAGAGAUGGAUAUACAAGAAACUACUAAAAUAGUAAAAUAGUCUGGACGAUAUUUAGAAAACGGCUGACAUAAACUUACUCUUUUGCUCACUAUUAAUAAAUUUCAGGGUGGCUAUAGCAUAAUAUUUGAACUGAGUAAGCCUUUUUCAAGGUAUUUGAUUGAAGAUGAGCAAUGAACUUUUCCCUGUGGCCAUUAUUGAUGGUGCUGUAAUCAUCUUUGUUGUAUUAGGAACUUACAACUAGGUCCUUUUUUAAACUUUUCUUAUGUUCUAAAAUGUUAGACAAAUAGUUCAUCCAAGGUGUUUGAAUCCUCUGGAAGAUAAAUUUUCACAUCA